AUGUCGGGGGCACACGGAGGAUAUAAUCAGACAAAGCGAGCUUCCACUCCUCGUGUGAACGAUGCCGUGAGGGGGUCGCAGAGGGGGACGCCCACGAGCGCGGCGAGCGUCUGUUCUGCCGAGGACGGUGAGAGUCGUACACCAGUCGGAGCUGUUCUUGUCAAUCUUUUAGACCUGGAUCCUCCUGACCUGUCCAUCAAGGUGAUAUGUCAUGUGGAUCCCUCUUACUCGGCGAUUGGCGGGUUGCAGCGCGUGGUGAGCGAGUUUGCCGAGCUCGGCUCGGUCAGCCCUUUGGUGGCGUUGUCCACACCCCCAUCCACCAACGCCCAGGAGGGACAUGGACCAAAGGCCAAGGAGCCGGCCCCCGGUGAGUGCAACGGGCAGCGUUAUACCGAUCCCCCUGACUCUGUACGGCAGGUACUAAUGUCCAGUUCAUCCUUCUCCUCAGCUUCCACUCCUCGUGUGAACGAUGCCGUGAGGGGGUCGCAGAGGGGGACGCCCACGAGCGCGGCGAGCGUCUGUUCUGCCGAGGACGGCGAGGCGGCAUACGCGGCUCUGUGCGGACUGCAGAAGGUCGUCCGCGGCUUCAAUGAGCAGGAAUGCGUGAGCCCCUUCUCAGCGGUGCGGAGCGCCCCGCAUCACGGCAGCUUGCGGGAGAGUCUGACCAAGAAAAGCUUGGCUCAGGAGGAGGAAGGAGAAUCUCCGCGACCUCCGGACUCCUCUCCAGUGCUGGGCACUCGCUUCCUGUGUGAAGGAUCCUGGUACUCCAAGGCUGACUCCUCAUAUUCUGCCCUCAGCGGCCUGCAGAAAGUGGUGAAUGGCUUCUCUGAUCUCGGCUGCGUCAGUCCGUUCUCCGCGGUCAGCACGUCUGCAAGUGAAAGCGCCGUAGAAAUCUGCUCGCGAAAGAAAAGUGACCAGCCGGCCAUUGAUACUUCCUGUUCUGCUCUCAGCGGACUGAAGAAGGUGGUGAAUGGCGUCACUGACGGCAGCUGUAUGAGCCCGGCCACGGCGUCCAGUAACCCGUCCAGUGUGGGGGAGCCUGACCCCGGUGUACGGAGGCGAUGUGAGCCAAGCGAAGCUCACAGCGACUCUGCACGCUCUCAUGGACCAUCGAACACUUCACAUAAGAACCCCCCCCGAUCCAGCGGCCAGUGUAUUGACCUGACGCAGGAGGAGGAGCCAGCAGGCGCUAAGGCCAGAACAGCCAAUCAGUACAAGCGGAGCGCCAGGAACGACUCUUCGGGGGGCCGGACCCCAGAAUUACCCCCCGUCCAGGCUGUGAGGCCGAUGGGGGGGAGGACCAGACCCCCAGCCGGCGGCCAGCUCAUCGACCUGACUGAGGAGGAGGAGACUCCGGCCAGGCACAGGGUACCGAGCGCAGAGACGGCCAGUAGACCUCAUUCUGCGGCCGCCAUUGUGCCACUGAACUGA
This is a messenger RNA of Nanorana parkeri, 1431 nucleotides long. RefSeq lists its product as uncharacterized. Bases 1 to 1431 code for a protein of 476 amino acids. NCBI's taxonomy places the organism in Eukaryota, Metazoa, Chordata, Amphibia, Anura, Dicroglossidae. The transcript is spliced from 10 exons. The record is from RefSeq and is a predicted model, not a curated record.